AUGAAGAAUAGAAGAGUAAAAUUAGAGCCUGUUUAUCUUACUACUGUAUUAUUAUAUUGUAAUAGUGAAGCUGUUCUUUUAAAUUACAGAAAAGUGUCAUCUAAUUGUAUUGAGUCAAUAAAAAUGGUAAGAAAGAAUCCAUUAUUAAAACAUCUUCGAUUAAAUUUUUUAUUAGAAUAUUUUCCAAACAUUGAAACCAUUGAAUCAUCAAUUGAUGAAAUAAAUAAAAUACCAUCUAAGAAAUUAGAAUCUAUUUCCUGGUAUGACCUUACUGUUAAACCAGAAGAUUAUAUAAACAAAUCAAUAAGACCAAAAGUAAAAAAGAUUAGACUUCAUUCUUGUUCUAAUAAUUACAUUAGAGAAUUAUGUAAUGUAGAACAAGUUAUUGUUGAAGUACUAAAUCCACAUAUUAGACUUAUCAAUAUCCCAUUAGAACAUCUUAAACAAGUAAUAAUAAAACGUAAAUUUAUUAGUUAUGAUGAACAAGAAAAGAAAAUGUCUUAUGAAACAAUUAUUAGAAAUGUUCUUUCUCUUCAUAAACUUAAUAGAAAUAUUAAAAUAAUAUUAGUCGAUUUUGAAAAUCCUAUUUCUUUAAAGAAUAAAGAGAAUAUUCAAUUGUUCCAAUUCUCAGAAAUUGAAUCUUUUAAAAAAGAUUUAGAAAUAAUACAGGAAGAACGAAUAUUGGAAACUCAAAUACUAACUCAACAAUCUCUUAAUAAUUUUCUUCUUCUUGGAUUAACUAAUAUUUCAAUUUCAGUUAUUCAAAAUAUUACUCAAGUUAUUAAUAUAUCAAAUUUACAACAUUUAAUUUCAUUUACUUUUUCAGCUAGUAUUAGUAUUCCAACUAUCUUUAGAUUAUCAAAAAAUAUUCAAAAACUUAUUAUUAAUAUGCCUGAUGCUACAAAAUAUAAAAUAGCUAAUGGUCAAAUCUUAAAUCAAUUAAAAGUACUUACUUUAACUGGUGGACUAGUAUUUUUUGAAUUAAAUGCUCCAAUUGAAACAGUUUUUGAAACAAUUUUUAAUGAUGGAGAAGAACAAAUAAUGGAACGACACAUAGAACAAGUUCUACAAAUUGAAGAUAUUAACAUUCGUUCAACUGCAAAAGAUGUUCAUCUUGUUCUUCCACGUAUUCAAUGCCAAAUACUUUCAUUAAUUGGUGAUUUUAUUAUUGACCAAAUACUACUUGAAUAUGCUGAUAAUUUUGCUGUAAUAGCAUUGGACAUUCCACGUAUUAAAGAUGUUAUUUGUUCUUGUAAUAGUAUGAAUGAAGCCAAAAACUUUUUCCGUUAUCAAUUAGUAGGUGUUGAUGUUUUUCGUUUUAGAUGUAUUGUAGAAACACCUUCAAAAAGAUUUGGAAUAAAAUUUGUUAAAGACAAAACAGUAGAAUUUGAAUUACCUGAACCAAUUCCUAGUCACACAAAGAAACCACAUCAAAAACUCGUAUAUAGUAAAGAAUUAUUUCAAGACCAAAAUGAAUGGAUCGAUUUAAAUUCUUCUGAACCUGAGAUAUUAGGUUCUAUUGAAAAACAAUAUUUACUUCCUACAGAAGAAGAUUCAAAUUAUUUCCUUUUAGAAUGA
Entamoeba dispar SAW760 is the source of this 1578-nucleotide messenger RNA. RefSeq lists its product as uncharacterized. The transcript has a single exon. The record is from RefSeq and is a predicted model, not a curated record. The coding region runs from base 1 to 1578 and encodes 525 amino acids. NCBI's taxonomy places the organism in Eukaryota, Evosea, Mastigamoebida, Endamoebidae.